AGUAGAGGCCGCAAGAAGAAGAGGAGGAGGAUUGCCAAUCAGCUGAUUCUUGUAAACAGUUCACAACUUGGGCUUGUCUCUGCUUCUCAUGUCGAACUGGUUGUUCCCUGAAGACAGCAUUGGGCCUGGAAGGCACCCAGGAGGGCCAGCACAACUCCCUGCACGUUGACACUUGUUAACCAUUCACUCCUACCAUCCCUGUUUUUUCCAUCAAGUAAUUCAGCAUAUGUAAGACAUAUGGAGACAAGGGCUAAAAAGAGGACCUCAAAAAAGGGCCUGAACUUCAUAGAUGCUCAUUUUUUCAGCCUUCCAUCCCAAGGCAACAUCUAUACCCUAAGUCCCCUCACAGAUGCCCAAGGUUACACAAAACUACUGGUUGCCUCACUCCAGAGAAAGAUAUAUUGUUUAGAGUACAAGAAUGGUCGUCCCUGCAUGAGAGAAGUCCCUUUCACUUACAUACCCGCUGGAGCAGAAAUAGUGUCCAUUGAUGCUGUGAACAGAUCCGUCAUUCAGGAAGAUUUCAUUAUAGGAAUCACAAUAAUAAAGAAGGAAGAUGGAAAGGGUCAACAGAGUCAGUUCUUUAACAUAUAUUCUGACUGGGACCUUAACUCAGACAGUGCCUUGGAGGUUGUGUCUCAGAACUGCCUUACUCUCAACUUAGACUUUGUGCCUUACUACCUCUGCCACACACAGACCAAUGCCAAGGCUGGAUGGGAGACAGUGUGGCUGCUGAGUGGCAGUGACCACCGCAUCCAUGUGUACCACUCAGAUGAGGUGUCCUAUCAGGAGGAGGAGGGAGACUCACCAUCCUUCCCUGAGUUCAGCAACCUUACUCAGAUCACACUGUGGAUGGAUAUCUUAUAUUCUCCUGACAAAAAGAGACGAGUAUCAGCUGUGGGUGGUGAGGGUGGCAAAGUAGAGGUGUUUGGCGUCACUCUGGAUCCUCUGCCACGAGUCACCAGCAGCCAGUCAGUGUCAUGGGACUACCCUGUGGCAUCGGUCAACACUUUCUGUCUGAAUAAUACACUGCCAAUCCCUGAGUUUCUCAAAGCUUUCAGAUUGCAGGAUCAUCAGGACUGUGAGGAAGAUGUGGUCCACAUAGCAGUGUGUACAGCAUUGGAGUCUUGCCUUAUAUACAGGGACUUCUUAGGCUCCCGUGAAAGCUGUCUCUUACCUGAGUCAAGUGCACAUGAUGUAGUGCUGUGCUGCACUGUCUGUGAUAUUGAUCAUGAUGGCAAGAAUGAAGUGCUCAUUGGCACAUAUGGACAUGUAGUGCUGGUGUAUAAGUUAGUAGAGGAGGAGGAAGAGGAAGAGAAGGAGGAAUCAUCUGCUGCAUGGAGGGUAGUGCACACCAUAAAGCUGCCAUGUCCUGUGCUCUCCAUAGCAUACUGUGAUGUGACAGGUGACGGCUGCUUUGAGCUUGUCAUCAUGACCUCUGCAGGGAUCCACAUCUUUCAGCAUGAUCCCAAAGAUAUGGCAGUGCUUGUCCUGAGGAGACUGAGGGCUCUUACUGAACAUAAAGAUUUCUCAGUGCUGGAAACUUGAGCUGCAGUGCUGGUUUUGUCUCCAGUGUAAUAUAUCCCACAAGACACAAGUCAUCACAGGCUUUCCCAAUAUGGACCAUUCUGAAAAAAAAAAAAAACAUGUGGUGCUAAUGUAACUUAGAUUGUGUUGCAGACUACUGUAUAAGUUACAAUUAGUAUUGGUCAAAGUUAUCAGUGAUAUUCAAUUAUUGGCUUGUUCUUUUAGUUAUCAAUAUAUAGAUGUGUGUUAGUAGGUAGUUAAAUUUAUAUAUUCUUUAAUGCUCAGUUUUAGAUAUUAAUAUCCAUUCAAUUUUCAUCAACAAAUAUUUUUUAUUAAUGAAGAUUUGCAGCAUAUUUGGUUUAUUGAUACAUGUAUAGGAAUGCUCAGGCAUGUGAGUGUGAUUGUGCAAGUGAGUGUGUGUGGAUGUGCAUGUUAUCUCAGCUAACUUACUGUGUGGGAAAUGUUAGCCUGUUAAAUUCAUAGAAGAUGUAUGUAUGUAUGUAUGAAGAUAAGAAUUCAAGAAAAGGCAGAAUUUUCAUGUGCCCUAUUCUGAGAAAGUUCACCAACUGUCAUGUUGUGCUUGUAUUUGAUUUGAGCAAUAUUUAAGCUAAAAAUAUGGUUUGUAAGAAAAAAAAUUAUACUUCAUUCAUGCUUUGAUUAUAUUUAUUUGUGACUUGAAAAGAUUCAAUAAAAUGGGGCAGGGCAGCAAAGUUACAAGUAUAGAUCUUAGAAACAAAGGAUAUAAUAAAAAAAUCCCCCAGCAGGAAGAGCAGAAAAUAACCAAAGUUGUGUGGCAUCCUCUUUCUGGUGCUCCUGUGAGGGGACCCAGGCAAUCAGCCAUCACUUGAUCAUUCUCCAACACAUUUAGUCUUCCAUGUCUUCGUCAAUCAUACCCAUCAUAAGUACAUUUUCUUUCACUGCACCCAUGCAUAAACUCUCUCUUAGGUCUUCCUCUCUUUCUCCUGGGGCCACAUUUCUGAACACUUCUACAAUUAUCUUAGUGGGCUAAAAACAUCUUAGCGCAAGGAGGUAAUUUUUGAAAGCAAAAUUAUUUGCAACUAAGAACCAUGGGACAUUCGUAGCUACAACAGGGUCGGGUCUUUCGUAGCUCACUAAGAACAGUAGUUUCUCCUCAACAACAACAAUGGAUACCAUGUAAUGUGAACAUAUCCUUGUCUGAAAAUAAAAUUCAGUCAUAGAAACUGAAAUUAGGUAUUAA
This is a messenger RNA of Scylla paramamosain (green mud crab), 2743 nucleotides long. Its product is annotated as KICSTOR complex protein kaptin-like. Gene Ontology annotation, molecular function: actin filament binding. Lineage: Eukaryota; Metazoa; Arthropoda; Malacostraca; Decapoda; Portunidae. Gene Ontology annotation, cellular component: KICSTOR complex; lamellipodium; actin cytoskeleton. Gene Ontology annotation, biological process: actin filament organization; negative regulation of TORC1 signaling; cellular response to amino acid starvation. The record is from RefSeq and is a predicted model, not a curated record. The coding region runs from base 238 to 1545 and encodes 435 amino acids. The transcript has 12 exons.